AUGGCCGCGGCGGCGCAGGGCGAAGCGAGCACGGGCGCCACGACGACGGCGACGUUCCGGCGCGUGUACGAGACCCUCAAGGCCGAGCUUCUCCGGGACGGCUACUUCCACUUCAACGACGACGCCCUCCGAUGGCUCGACGCCAUGUUGGACUAUAACGUGCUUGGCGGAAAGCUGAACCGUGGCUUGGCCGUCGUCGAGAGCUACAAAUCGUUGAAAGCAGGAUCUGAACCGAGCGAGGAGGAGGAGUUCCUUGCUUGCGUUCUUGGCUGGGGCAUUGAAUGGCUUCAGGCUUAUUUCCUCAUCCUUGAUGAUAUUAUGGAUAAUUCUCAAACUAGGCGAGGAAAACCAUGUUGGUAUAGGCUUCCGAAGGUUGGCCUCAUUGCUAUAAAUGAUGGACUUCUCCUUCGCAGCCAAAUAUCACGGAUCUUCAAGCGUUAUUUUUACGGGAAACCUUACUAUGUUGAUCUCCUAGACUUAUUCAAUGAGGUCGAGUUCAAGACGACUUCUGGCGAGUUGUUAGACCAAAUUACAACAAGUGAAGGGCAGAAAGAUCUGAGCAAAUAUACUGUAGAUGUUUACAGGCGCAUUGUAGAAUACAAAACAGCUUACUAUUCAUUCUAUUUGCCGGUUGGUUGUGCACUGCUACUGUCCGGUAGGAAUUUAGAUGAUUAUGUUCAAGUGAAGCACAUCCUAGUUGAAAUGGGUGUUUACUUUCAAAGUCAGGACGAUUAUCUUGACUGUUUUGGUGAUCCAGAAGUUAUGGGCAAGGUUGGAACCGAUAUUGAAGACUUCAAGUGCUCUUGGCUGUUUGUUCAAGCACUAGUACGUGUCGAUGAGAGGCAAAAAGACAUCCUAUUUGAAAAUUACGGGAAGUCAGAUCCUGCUUGCGUCGCAAAAGUGAAGGCUCUGUAUAAAGAGCUCAAUCUCGAGAGGGUGUUCUCUGAGUAUGAAAGUGAGACUUAUGAAAAGCUGAUCUCAGACAUCGAAGCGCAGCCAAAUGAAGCUGUACAAGCAGUGUUGAAAUCCUUUUUGCAUAAAAUCUACAGGAGGAGGAAAUAG
Triticum turgidum subsp. durum (durum wheat) is the source of this 1062-nucleotide messenger RNA. Lineage: Eukaryota; Viridiplantae; Streptophyta; Magnoliopsida; Poales; Poaceae. The record is from the annotation of a GenBank genome assembly.